Daphnia carinata is the source of this 2860-nucleotide messenger RNA. RefSeq names its product Krueppel-like factor 7. Gene Ontology annotation, molecular function: DNA-binding transcription factor activity, RNA polymerase II-specific; RNA polymerase II cis-regulatory region sequence-specific DNA binding. Gene Ontology annotation, biological process: regulation of transcription by RNA polymerase II. The transcript is spliced from 4 exons. Lineage: Eukaryota; Metazoa; Arthropoda; Branchiopoda; Diplostraca; Daphniidae. The coding region runs from base 820 to 2043 and encodes 407 amino acids. The record is from RefSeq and is a predicted model, not a curated record.
CUCCCCCAGCUCCGUCAGUCGGCGCGAAACGUUAGUCCCGUGUGGAUGUGAAGCCGCGUAAAGAAAGUAGUGGAUAUUUUGAUUAGUUACCCUCUGCCAGCUCUAACCUCGGUGUUUGUGUAUUCCAUAAAGUGCGUAUAUAUAUAUAUGUGUGUGUGUGGCUAGACAGCGACAGUUUGUUUAUUCUUUUUACGAGAAAUUUUUCGUGUUCUUGUUUGGAGGGGAAAAAGUAAAAACAAAAGAAAAGUUUGUUUGCAUCGUGUUGUUGUGUGCACCUUUUUUUAAGUGAGUGUGUCGCCAUCUUGAAGAUUCCUGUUUUUCUUUUCCCGCCAUUAUUCCCAACCGGACGGUGUAGACGAGUGACGACGGUUGGGUAAGGUGCUGCGGGCAACAGUUUGAAACAAAAAAGGUGGUAGUUGAAAACAAAAAUUUACUUCUCCCCCCCAAGAAAACUAGUUUGGGAAAAAAAAGAAGAACAGGCUUUGUGAUCUCGUGAGCCCCCCCCCCUUUUUUUUUUAAAGUUUUCGAGCAUUUCCCCUUCGACAAAGUCAUUGGACGAAAAGGAAAGUAGUGUCUGUGGUGCAAAAAAAAAGAAUCGAGUAAUAAAAAAAAAAGUUGUUUACGUGAGGAGAGCGGAACAUGCGCGCAACGUGAUUCCGGUCGAUGAUGUCAUCGCUGGUAUGAUUCACCCCCUGCUAGCUGUUUCUUUUAUCCAACAUUUGAGCGUCACGCUGCUUUUGAAAUAGUGAAGAAAAAUUCAUCAUCUGGUGGAAUAUAUUAGACACAAACACAAACUUCUUUUUGAACAUCUUCCUCAAAAUGGAUAUCUUACCGAGUGGUAACAUCUUCCGAGAGUUGCAGGUCGUUCAUGACACGGGAUACUUGUCUGCACAAACGUCCCUGGAAGAUCACUGGGAACAGACGUGUUACGAGAUGGAACGGUAUUUGAAAGACGAGCCGCAACAGACGUCAGCGUCGCCGCUCUGCUCGUCAUCGGCCGUCCGUCGAGCUGAAUCCUUCGACGUGUUGUCGUCCAUCCAACCGGCCGGCUAUUUGGCCCCGGAUUCGAUGAACUCUCCCAUGUGGCCAUGGUCUUUCAAACAAGAACCAGUCGAUCCAGACACGGAUCCCGAUGACGGUUGCCAACUCCUCCGCGCCCACAAACACCACCAGAUCGCUCUCCGGUUGGGAUUCAAAUUGCGCGAUGGUGAAACGUACGCUGGCGAAUCGACGGAAGCGGAUGAAAGCGAUCGCGAAUUGGAAGAAGAGGAGGAGGAGGAAGAAGAAGAAGAAAGGAAAGGGGGAAGAGCGUUGGAUGCGGUGAGCUUGAGCUCGGCCAGUUCGCGAUCGAGUCGCGGUUCAUGGGACUGCCUGGGCGACCUGGAUUUGCGGAUUCAUUCGUACAAUUGCAGUUCGACAAGUUCUCACAGUAGUUCGAGUAGUCAUCAUCAUCGCACCAAUCACCGAGGAGCUGUAAGACUCUAUCACCAUCACCACAAGACGCCGCGAGGUCAACUCCUCACCCCGCCUUCCAGUCCUGAAUCCAUCCGCGCCUCGAUGGUCUCUGCCCUCAAGCCGGCCAACCGGAACGCUGCCAACAAUGGCAAACAUACCUCCUUGAUCAACAACAGCGUGGCUGCGUCUGACAACGCUGUCACUACCACCACUGCCUCGGAACUCAACGGCCAGACGAGCCGGAACGCGGCGGCGGCCGCCGUUCGAACGCUGACGGCGUUGGGUCUGACUCCGGCCACGUCGCGAGGUGGAGUCGCCGAACGCCGUCGCAUCCACAAGUGCCAAUUCCCCGGAUGCAAGAAGGUUUACACCAAGAGCUCUCACCUCAAGGCUCAUCAAAGGACCCACACAGGAGAAAAGCCGUACCAGUGCUCUUGGGAGGGCUGUCAGUGGCGGUUCGCCCGUUCCGACGAACUGACCCGCCACUACCGCAAACACACGGGCGCCAAGCCGUUCAAGUGCGUCCAUUGCGAACGCAGUUUCUCCCGCUCCGACCACCUGGCCCUCCACCUCAAACGCCACCAAUGAAGAACGGCGUGAAAUUUUUUUUUUCUAUUUCGGUGGAUGCUUGUACACACCGCAUUGUUUUUGUUACACCUUUUUUUUUUUUUUUUAAUUAAGGAUAAUUUCUCCUGCGACUUUUUUUUUCUAUUUUUUUCUUGUUAUGAAACAAAAAAAUGUUUCACGCGUCUGCGGCCACCGCACAUCGAACAAGGAAAAACAAACAACCAAAAUUGGGCAAAACGGAGCAAUUUUUAAAAAAAAUGUGGCAAUGAUUUUUCUAUUUAAAGCAACAACAAAAAAAAAAACGUAAAAAAAAAAAAAAAAUUAUAAUGUUUCAGUCGUUCAACCCCCCUCCCCCGUGCUUGACGUGAGCUUGUAGCUGACAUUAAAACAAAAAUAUAUAUUACAUAUUUUUUUAUUAAUUUUUUUUUUUUUUUUAACUCUUUAUAGUUUGAAGCUUUGACGUUGUUGCGCAAUGGCGAUUUCGUUAUACUCGUCGUGUACCUCUCUCCUUCCAAAGCUUUUCACUUUUGAUUAUCGUGGGUUCUGUUAUUUCUUCUUACAGUGCCCCUAUCGUCCAAUGAACAAAACAAGAGGAAGUUUUUUUGUUUUUUUUUCUAGUUUUUUUUUUAUAAGAACCGUUCAGCCAAGUGUGAUGAUCUUUUAAAAAUGCAUUUUUCUUUUUUUUUCCCCUACUGACGACCCGUGCCCAACAAAAAACUGGAUAAAUUCUAUUGAAAUUCCGAUCCCAUCUUUUCCUUCUGCCUCCUUCCUUUUUUUUAUAUCUUCGUCUUUAAAGAGGCGGCAAAAAAAAAAAAAUGGGAUUCUGCUUGAUAGAGAA